AUCAUCAAUUGAUCGAUUGGCUCUUUGCACACCAAUCGUAUCCAAUCGAACGAUAUUGAACACAACGCAACACAACCAAGCCUGUCCCUCGAUCGAUCCACACCACCAAAGACGAUCGUACCAACCAGCACCAACCAUGGCAACUCUCAAGGCAACCUCAAACACAACUCCCUUCCUCACCAGCCUCAAGUCCUACCUCAGCGAAGCUCACCCCUUCGAACGACCCUCAGUCCUCUACCGCCCUCACGCAGUCCCUUGGAAACCCUACAUUGUCCGUCUGGGUCGGGCAGUGCCGAUGUACACCCUUGGAAUGGCGGCGUUUUUGUUGUGGCCGUUUGCUGCGAAAGGGUUGAUCAAUGCGAGUAAUAUGGUCGGGCAGAAGCCUUUGGCUAAGAAGGCGAAGAGGUGACGGGUCUGGGAGUUCGCAAUAUAGAGUGUGUGAUUUGGGAUUUGGCGUGGCAUCUGAAGUUGAUUUGGUAUGACAUUGGCGAGGUAUUGAAGGCGUUGGGGUUGAUGGUAGAAGGGAGUGGUUCAAAGUAGAUUCGUCACAUCUUUCUGCAC
Messenger RNA from Zymoseptoria tritici IPO323, 561 nucleotides. RefSeq lists its product as uncharacterized. Lineage: Eukaryota; Fungi; Ascomycota; Dothideomycetes; Mycosphaerellales; Mycosphaerellaceae. The record is from RefSeq and is a predicted model, not a curated record. The coding region runs from base 137 to 409 and encodes 90 amino acids. The transcript has 2 exons.